This is a messenger RNA of Lactuca saligna, 342 nucleotides long. The record is from the annotation of a GenBank genome assembly. NCBI's taxonomy places the organism in Eukaryota, Viridiplantae, Streptophyta, Magnoliopsida, Asterales, Asteraceae.
AUGUUACGCCGUCUUCCGCGUUGGUGGCGUGGCUAUCCUCCUCUCAAACCGUCCCUUCGAUCAUCACAACUGCAAUUGCAAACUCCUCCACACCGUACACACCAACAUAUCAAGUUUCGACUUUUCGUACAACUGCAUCUUUCAGGAAGAAGACGAAGUCGAUCGAACGUAACUACGCUCGAUAAGCGAAUCCUUCCGUUGCAGAAAACUUUAUGGCUUGAUGAGACUGCCAUGGAACCUUCUAGAAUGCCGUUGUAUAGGUUCGGCAACACCUCGGUCGUUAUCGACAUUUACCUGAUAAUGGAUUGGAACUUCUUACAUCUACUUACCAUAAGAAGAUGA